AUGUUGGGGAGCCUGUUGAUCCUGGCGCUGGGGUGCAGCCAAGCGCUAGCCGGCGAUUCGGAAACAUCGAUCCAGCAGAAGCGAGGAAUACUCAAUGACGGCUGGGUGGGCCUGUCCGGGCCUUACGGGGGCUACGGACUCGGACAUCCCGUUGCUGCUAGUCUGCCGCUGGACACCGCGGGGUGGCAGUACGGCAAGGCGAGCGUGGGUCUGCCGAUAAAACACGAGACGCACCACGUGAAGACGGUGCCCGUCGUCGUGACCAAGCACGUUGUCGUGGAGAAGCCGGUCGCCGUGCCCGUAGAAAAAGUCAUUCCAGUGCCCAUUGAUAGGCCCAUCGCGGUUCCCUACCCCCAGGUGAAGCACCCCGUUGCCAUACCGUAUCCAGUGCCCAUAAAGCAACCGGUACCGGUGUAUCUACACCACGGACAUCAUCAUCACGCUCACGCGGGCGCCUACCUCGGACACGGAGGACACUACUCUGGGCUUCAUGGCUACGGUGUUCAUGGACUCCACGGUAUUCACGGACUUCACGGUCUCCAUGGGCUUCACGGUCUUCACGGCCUCCAUGGGCUUCACGGUGUUCACGGACUCCACGGUCUCCAUGGGCUGCACGGACACGGGCACCAGCUGUACGGGCACUAUGGUGCUCCCGUGCAUUAUCACUCACAGCCCAGUGGUUGGAGCAAAUCCAAGCGUAGCGAAAACAGCGUCCCCAAAGACGAGGAGAGCGAAUGA
Molecule: messenger RNA, 738 nt
Organism: Copidosoma floridanum
Lineage: Eukaryota; Metazoa; Arthropoda; Insecta; Hymenoptera; Encyrtidae
Source: RefSeq, a predicted model, not a curated record